ACUCUUACUUUCAAGCAUUACAAAAACACGCAAGUUGUAAGUUGUAACCACACAAAAUGCCUCACCUUAUCCUCCAACUUUCAGUCACAAUGCUUCUCAUUUUCUCUCUUCCCACUAAUAUUGCUACUAAAACCACUGACGACUCUCUUGUCCUAGAUGUCGACGGGAACCCCAUCGAAGUAGGCUCAGCUUACUACGUCCGCACUGAACUGUCGAAAGCCGGUAUCGGUGGUGGCUUAGUCACGGCAUCCAAACCAAACCAUACUCAAUGCCCUCAAUACGUAGCUCAAUUAGCCUAUGGUUUCGAAGGCGAGAUCCCAGUUACAUUCUACCCUUCUAGCUCAUCACAAAAAUUCAUCCAUAUUUCCUCGGACCUCAACAUCAUCUUCAACACCACAUCUAACGUCUGCUCGCAGGGCGCAUGGCAGCUCACGCCCGACGCUAGCAACGGCAACUUGUACUUGUCUACCGGAGGCGUUAUCGGAAACCCUGGCUCACAUACGAUUGCUAAUUGGUUUAAGAUAGCUAGAAGUCCGUAUGAUCCCAAGUUUUAUCAGCUUGAAUAUUGCCCUGACGCUAAAACUGUUGCGUCUGCUACGGGUGACAUAGUGUGCGGCGCGAUUGACGCUCUUGAUUCUACGGAUGACUUCUUGUUGAUGUGGUUAGGUCUCAAAACCAUUAGACCAGAUUUCUUCCAUUGGCUUAGCUUUGUUAAAGCUUAAAUAUUAUUCAUAAUUAAAUAAUCCAUCCAAGUCAAUUGGAUAUGCAUUAUUUUUCAUUUUGAUAUGAAUAAAAUCAGUUUGCUCCAUCUUU
This is a messenger RNA of Beta vulgaris subsp. vulgaris (sugar beet), 813 nucleotides long. RefSeq names its product miraculin. The coding region runs from base 57 to 722 and encodes 221 amino acids. The transcript has a single exon. Lineage: Eukaryota; Viridiplantae; Streptophyta; Magnoliopsida; Caryophyllales; Amaranthaceae. Gene Ontology annotation, molecular function: endopeptidase inhibitor activity. The record is from RefSeq and is a predicted model, not a curated record.